GGUCGCAGGGAAACUCAAGAAGCUGUAGGUGAACUCCAGGAGCUGCCGAGGAAACCCGGGGCUGCAGGGAAAUCCCCAGAACUACAAAGGAACCCCAGAAGCUGCCGAGGAAACCCGGGGCUGCAGGGAAAUCCCCAGAACUACAAAGGAACUCCAGAAGCUGCCGAGGAAACCCGGGGCUGCAGGGAAAUCCCCAGAACUACAAAGGAACCCCAGAAGCUGCCGAGGAAACCCGGGGCUGCAGGGAAAUCCCCAGAACUACAAAGGAACUCCAGGAGCUGCCGAGGAAACCCGGGGCUGCAGGGAAAUCCCCAGAACUACAAAGGAACCCCAGAAGCUGCCGAGGAAACCCGGGGCUGCAGGGAAAUCCCCAGAACUACAAAGGAACCCCAGAAGCUGCCGAGGAAACCCGGGGCUGCAGGGAAAUCCCCAGAACUACAAAGGAACUCCAGGAGCUGCCGAGGAAACCCGGGGCUGCAGGGAAAUCCCCAGAACUACAAAGGAACUCCAGGAGCUGCCGAGGAAACCCGGGGCUGCAGGGAAAUCCCCAGAACUACAAAGGAACUCCAGGAGCUGCCGAGGAAACCCGGGGCUGCAGGGAAAUCCCCAGAACUACAAAGGAACUCCAGGAGCUGCCGAGGAAACCAGAGGUACCACAUGGCAACCCAAUGGGUCGCUGGGGACCGCAGGGGACAGGGGGGAACUCCAAGAGCUACAGGGAAACCUCAAGUCCCUCUGUAG
Messenger RNA from Procambarus clarkii (red swamp crayfish), 741 nucleotides. The record is from RefSeq and is a predicted model, not a curated record. Lineage: Eukaryota; Metazoa; Arthropoda; Malacostraca; Decapoda; Cambaridae.